AUUCCAUUGCACUACAAUUUAAUUUCCUGUAUGGGUAUUUUGGUAAGGUUAAAUAUUAUCUUCCAAAGAUGCAAUCUCAACCGUUUAUUCAUCCGCAAUCACAUUUUCUCUCACCAAAUUCGACAACCUUUCGUAUUUUCAAUCGCUCCGUUACUGGAAACUGAAAGGGAAAAGAGAGAGGCACUUGGAGGAGAAAUUAAAUGUGGAGCCUUGCCCUCCUUCUUAGAAAUAAUCGUUAAAAAUCAGAAUCUGAGUCAAUUGUUAAGGGUUUUGGCUGUUGGUGAUCCCCUGUGCGCCGUUCUCCAUUUUGCAGUAAGAUCGACAACACUCUCGACGUCAAUUUCGCCAUGGCCAGUAAGCGUGACAUGCAAAUGUUUCUUUCAUCUUCAUCUCCAUAACUCGAUGAUUUCUUUAACUAUCUCUUACAGAGAAGCUGCUUUGAGAAGGAAGAACAACAUACCCCCUAUUAAGAAGAAAUGAAAGGAAGGCAUAAAGUCCUCUCGACCAUUUCUUCUUCUCUGCAACGUUACACUAAACUUUCACCUUUCAUCGGGCUAUGUUCUUCUCAGAUGUCAUCUUCUACUCCGACGACGUGUUCCUCAUUGUCCUCUUCCGCUCCGGCCUUUUAUGUGGAGAGGUUAAUUUUCUUUGAACAAAAAAAGAUACCAGCUCAAACAUCUUUGUUCAUCUCUUACAAGUUGGUGUCACUCCAAAGUCCAAAAUCAUAUGUGAGGAGGCCAAGAAUUGCCAUAUAUUUACAAGUUUCAAUGCAGAGCUCUCUUAUAAGGUCAAAGCUGAUUUGUUGUUGAAUGUAACAAGAGUGGGAAAGGGAAAGACCUAAGCCAGGUGGUACAACUCCUAUUGAAGAGGAUGAAGAGGAAGAAGAGAAGGAAGAGGAAAAAGAAAAAGGACGAUUCUAAGAAGUAGGACAACAAUAGUGUCGUAAAUGACUUUUUUUUCCCUUAAACUAUCUUGAUAUGUUACCAAGAGUUACUUGCUAUUUUUUUUAAAUUAAGGGUAUGCUAUGAACAUC
Molecule: messenger RNA, 1033 nt
Organism: Lotus japonicus
Lineage: Eukaryota; Viridiplantae; Streptophyta; Magnoliopsida; Fabales; Fabaceae
Exons: 8
Coding region: 477-809 (110 amino acids)
Source: RefSeq, a predicted model, not a curated record